CCAGCUGUAUCAUGUUUGAUAAAUAAAUAAAUUUGAUAAAUAAAUCUAUAACUGGACUACUCCACUUCAAAAUUAUAUUGUGGCACUAUGGUUGUUGAGCCAUAAGCAUGAUGUUUCGUCUGCUAAUAUUCUGCUUUUUAAUUUUUGUACUGGUCUAUUGGAUAUUGCCAGCGGGCAUUAGCUGGUAUUUGGUUAAGCGAUUUCGGGUCAGAGUACGAAUCGGGCGCAUUACGUUUCCCUACUUGUCACUCAAGAAUGUUAACAUCCAGAAGAGUGGAUUCGGUGUGCAAAUCGAGGAGGUAUGUCUUCGCAGCAGUUUCUUCACAACCGAGGUGACCAAGCUCCUGUCCAUCUACAUCCGUGACAUACGCAUCAACAAGGACAUACCGAGACGCCACUAUGAGGGCAGCGUUGAUUUCGUUGAGACCCUCAAGGCGAAUAGGGAUAAGGAGGGCGCGGCCAAGGGCGUGCCUGAUUUUCGAGAGUCCAAGGUUCCAGCCAGUAUCAUAACCUUUGCCCAGUUCAUGGCCGUGCACAUAAACAACAUUUCGGUGGUUCUGAUGAACAAUGAUUUUGACCCGGGCUGGUUCAUUCAUGCCACAGCAAAGGAGCUGCAUCUAGAUGGCAGCAUUGUCCAGAACGCCCGAGUUUUGCUCGUCAAUGCGGCUCUGAGCGAAGCGCAAGCCAAAAUGCUAAGGCAUUGCAGUUCCCGUCGCCAGUCGCUGGAGAAUCUCAACAACAUUCGGCCGUGUCUGGGCGAGGUGAGCUUUGACGUGACCCUGGAUGCUUCACUCUUUGCCCAAGGACCACUAUCCAUGGAUACGCUGAGUCUGGUCAUCAACAAUGCCAAAUCCGUGAUACACGGAGGACUUUAUGACUUCCUCAGUGAAGCCAAGGAAAGGACAACACCUGGCCAGCCGUCCAAGCGCCUGCAGGACGCCUUCAAGUCGUCUAAGAGCUCCGCCUACGACAAUGACAACUACGAGAAGCUGGCCCCGAUUAUACCAAAGAACUUUAAUUUUAGCAUCAAAGCGGCCACCUUUUCGGCAGUCAAAGAGAACUCGCAAAACGAUUUCAGCGCCAAACUGCAGUUGUUUCACAUUACGGGAAAAUUCAACUCGAAUGUGAGGGACGCGAAGACAUUGCUGCCAUCUAUGCUGGCCAAGCUGGUGUUCAAGCACUUGGACAUUGAUACCAAAUAUGAGAAGCUUCUGUUCGUCGAGCAGUUCACCAUAGACUCUGUGCUGGAGGAAGAUAUCCUCAAUCUGUAUGUGAAGCUAAAGACAUUCCAAAUUAUCUACAACCACAGCGAGAUCUAUGACUUUGUGAACAACAAUUUCCUUGCCCGCCAGCGUUCCAGCAAUCAGCAGCAGGUGCAUCCCCUGCAGCUAAUGCACAAGCAAAAGUCCCUUCCCCAUCAUCUGUACCUGGACAAGGCAGCGGAAAGUUGCCUGAGAGAGAAGCAGCGCCGCGAGGGCGAGAGCAGUGGCGUUCUCGAGUGGAUUAUGCAGCGAAUUGUUGUCAAAGGCUGUGCUGAGCUGUUCAAUGUGUCGCUGCUAAUGAAGCUGGAGGACGAGCACAUAGCCAUGAGCGUCAGCCACACGCGGUUCCUGCUGGAACAGAUCGAGGAGAAGCGCAGCUCCUUCUAUGGCAAUAAGUUUCUGAAUUUGCUCCUGAACCAACGUCAAUGGAGCAUGGAGCUGAUGGUGGAGACGCUGUGGUCCAAUCUGGGCAACUCAAUUAACGACACGAACAACUUGAAGAAGACCCACUCGCCGGGUUCCCCGUUCUUUCUGGGCGUGAGCCUCGUCAAGCUUUGUUCGUAUGCAAACACCACCAAACUGGACAUUUCGGUUCACACCUUUCGCACGGAGUACAGCAUGCAGCUGGCGGAGUUUGUGGUCAAAUCUGUGGAAUGCCUGCGCCAGUACAGGGGAAUGGAGCCAGGGAAAUCCCCCGAACAGCAGCCCCAGGGAAUUCGUGAGAAUUUGUCUCAUUCCGAGCCAUCAUCUACCUCGUUGCGAGUCUCUGUCAAGAUCAAGGACAUUACCGCCUAUUUUGUGAACCAUCACAAUGUAUACGUGCUUGUCAGUUUCUCGGAAAUCAACCUGACGCGGUCGCAACUCUUCACCACGCUGAAACUGGAGGAAUUCCAGAUGGCCAUAAUGCGCUCCAUGACCGCUUCUUCGUUGUGCCUCACAGACUUCUCGGAUGUAUUUGCCACCUGCAAGAUGAUCCGUCUGGAGCAUGAACAAGUAGCCGGCACGCUGGGCAAUCUGUCCAUUUAUAUACCAGGCAACACUGAGGCCAUGUGGAACUCGAAUCUGCACAUGCACUUGCUCACCUUGGUGCGGGACAUGAAGGAUCUAAAGGCGGAACUAGCCUUGCCAGCGACUGCCUCACAGACUCCGCCGACUUCGCAGUUACCUCAGGGCGGACUUGUGAUUGAGUUAUCCGCAGAGCGUAGCACUAUCUUCGAGCUGAAGCUGUCUGAGCGUCAUUCGGUGCAGUUCUUUGUGGAGGGUCUCUUCUUCAGCCACAAGGAGCGGCACAUCAUCUAUGCGGAGAAUGUUUUUGUCAAGAUCGACGAUCAGCACAUCUUCACGGUGAAGGAACUGGACAUGCAGUCGUUGCCUCGCGUAGAAGCCUUAACUCACGAGCGUCUCAACUUUCCUGGCUUUCAGCUGGCCUCUAACAGGGUGUGGGUCACGACCAUUGGCUCGUUUAAGGCCAUAUUUCCGUAUGACCACGACUUUUACAAUGCCAUCAACAGCGAGUGCGUGUCCCAUUUCAAGUGGCUCAAACUGGUGCAUAACUACAAGAAAAAACCCUUCACCGUGGACUCACCGCUGCCGAGUGAUUUGGUGAUCAAGAUCAAAGAGUUCUUGCUGGAGAUCAGCGACGAUCCGUUCGAGGUGAAGCUGCGCGACAACUACGUCCUGUUGGUCGACGAGUACCUGGAGAGCCUCAAGCGCAAGUCGCUGUUCGAUAAAAAGAUUGCCGAGCUAUGCUCUGAGAGGCUGCUCGUUCCCGCUGGCACCAUCGAAAGCCUCUAUGCGAACCUGGUAAAAAAGAACUCUGAAAUUUAUAUCCAGCGCUCGAAGAAGAUCCGGGAGAGUGGUCCCGUGCGCACCCGCCUGCUGGCCUGGAUAAUGACAGACGUGGAGAUCAUGGCCAUGGCAGACACCUCCAUACAUGGCUACGACAAUGUAACACGCACCAUGCGCGAAAUCGACCACGAGAGCCCCUGGCCAGAGGAGGGACUGGAGUUCAGCACGCUCUGGUGUCGUGGCGUUAACAUAAGCUGCUCAGAAUGGAAGUUCAUGCUGAGGGACUUUCCGCAGCCAAUGUUCUACGUCAAGAGCAUGCGUCUCUACGGAAAUUUGUGUGGAGCCGAGCAAAUGGGUUCGAAGCGGGCCAAACGCGAUGUCCAUAUUGAGGUGGGAGAUCCCUUUGGGACGAAUGUGAUUCAACGCAGCAUGCCCUCGCUGAAGUUCUAUCACGACUUUGACUGCGAGCUGGAGAGCUGCAGCUAUGCCUUCGGGGCCUGCUGGGAGCCCGUGAUGGCGCAGUGCAAUCUGAGCUUUGAGAAGAUCUCGGCUCCCUCGAAGGACCCCUCUCCACCGUUGCCGUUCUGGGAUAAGUUGCGCCUUCUGCUGCACGGUCGCUUGACUUUGAUUGCCAAGCAAUUUACCAUUCUGCUGCAUGCCUCGCUAGAUCCCUACAACACAACGGAGGAAAUGGAGCUGACUUGGAACAAUUGUGGCAUAGUCUUGACGAAUGCAAAGAUUAUGUUCAAGGGAGAACUGAAUGUCACGGUACGAACAGCCUCCCGUUAUGACGAUUGCCGCCUGCUUCAUUUCCCCAACCUAAAGCUGACGGUGAAGCUGAACUGGGUCUGCCUGGCCAAUCCGAAUGACCACCAUGCUGUGAUGCCCUGUGCCCCGGACAAGUUGCCCGAGUACUCGAGCAACCAGGUGCACGAUUCGUUCCGUGCCUUUCGAUCGCUGAAUCUAAACAUCUGGAUAUCGUUUGAGACCAAGCCAAAGGCCGGCGAUGAUGUGGAGAUCGAUAUUCCGAGUCUGGUGCUUUACGGCAGCACCCUGCGUUGGUUCGAGAGCCUCCAGCUAAUUCUUUCCGGCGUGACACGGCCCACGCGACGCGGUCCUGUGUUCAACAAUGUCAGACCGAAGAAAAAGCCACUGAGUCGCCACUACAAGAAGGCCAAUCUGCAGAUGUGUCUGCAUAAAUUUCAGGUGCUCUACUGGAUGUCCCAUGCCCUGCACAAGGGCUUCCAGUUGAACGGCAGACGGGUCUCAUUCAGCUCCGAAUACUGCCUGACACUGAACCCCAUUGACGAUGGUCUGAUCCACAGACCGCGUGCGGACUGGUCCACGGUCUACAUGAAUUGCGAACUGAACGAUGCGGAGAUCUGGCUGAAGAGCAUUGUAACCGAGAAGAUGGACAGCAGCUCAGAGAACCUGGCCACUGCUGCGGACGCCUUCAAAAUAGUUCGCUUCUACUUCCUGAGCGUGGCGAAGGUGUCGUAUGGACGCGAGGCCCUGAUGCCCAUCACGGCUACCACUUCGGAUGAAGAUGUGAAGGCAAAGUCUACGACACCCACCCACAAGCUGGUUGUGUACGACCUAAAGGGCGCUUGGACCAAGAGUAAUCGGGACGUGGCCUUUGCACUGUUCGACUCCUUCAUGAAGUCGCAGAAGCUGAAGAACAAUCUCUCUACCGAAGCGGUAAAGAGCUACCGAAAGGAGGGCGGAAACUCGGCCAUGAUGAAGCACAAACGAAGCGACAGCACUAUCACGCUGUCCAACACGAGCGCCGAGGUACUGCCAAUUGCCAAUGCAAAUACAUCGCUGAAGAAGCCACCAGCCCAGAUCCAUGCCACGGCUAUGCUUCAGCAACUUAUUGCUGAGGCAGACCACAAGUUCAACGUUUACAGUGACGAUCACAGCACGCAGUCCAGGGAACUGCAACUGCAGGGGCUGCAGGCGUGCGCCUCGCAGGACGUGAUACACGAGAACUGGUCAAUUAGCUUGGUCAACUCCCAGGUGCUGCUGAAGGGCUGCGAGACCUCAGGCUAUGUGAUCAUCAGCGCCGCCAAGGCGGAGAUACUGCAGCGAGAGCAUCGGCCUGUCUGGCGGGAUCGAUCGCUGAUCUCUAAGACCACGUGGAAGGGCCUGCUGGAGUGCAUGCAGUACUAUGCGACAGUCAGUGCGGGAGACAACAACUCCCUGCUAGAAAAGGAGAUUAUGUGGCUGACGGUGGACAACAUACAGGACAAGGACGAAACCGUGAUCAACAAUUUGCCGGAGGAUAUCUCCCAUUUGGUGGGCAGCGGUCGUAGCGUGGGCGGAGUGGUCUCCGAAACAGUCGGUGCCUUCCUGAGCGACAAUUCAGGCGAGGCUCAGCCCGUGCAGCUGCAAAGGAUCGUGUCCAAGUGCAAAUGCGAGUUCUUCUACGUGAGCUAUGGAGAUGCCAUCGACCCCAACAGCAUCACAGAGGUGCCGCCGCCACCAUCGGAGGAGCUGUUGUCGCCCUGGGAGAAACAGGACGAUCCUGUGGACGCGUUUACUUUGAUGCAUCACGACCUGGAUGUCUGCACCAACUCGCUGCAGUAUGCCAUGAUCCUGGAUAUUGUCAACAAUCUGCUGUUGUACGUGGAGCCGCAGCGCAAGCAGGCAGCCGAAAAGCUGACCAGAAUGCGCUUCCAGCUGCAGCUGCACUCCACGGAGGACCAGAAGCGGCCCAUUCAGCAAAAGCAGACGGUGAUCAGGAGUUUGCUGAUGAAGAUCCGCUCGCUGGAGAAGGACAUACACAUGAUCAGCAAGGAGCGCAUCGAGGAGGGUGACACCCUGGAGCUCCGACUGGACUUUGACCGCGUCCAGCAGCAGAUACGCGAGAGCAAAGAGGAGCUCAACACGUACAGUGAGGACCUCGACAUGAUGCUGCUGUGCUACAAGGAGACGCAGCUAUCGCAGCUCAGCAAGAUCUCGAAUGUGCGGGCCGACGAGUCCGUGACCAUGGUGCGCGCCAACGAAAUCUGCUUCAAGCGCGCCCAGUGGCGGCUCACAGAGACCGAUGGUCAGAUUGGCAUAGCCGAUCUGGUGCUGAGUGCAUUUCUCUACACGAAGAAGUCGAAGAGCGACGAUUCGGUGGAGCACCUGCUCGAGCUUGGAAACAUACGCAUGGAGAACCUCUUGCCCCGUGAGAUUUAUCGGGAUGUUUUGCUGGCUACUGAAAUACAGAAGGACAUGCCCGUAGACACCCACAAGCGGGUGCUACGAAUCUUCUGCCGGGAGAAGGCUCCCGUCGGCGGCAUCUCUGUGAAGGAGCACUUUGAGAUUAACGUGGCGCCGAUUACCAUAGCCAUCACUAAGAAGUUCUACAGCACGAUGCUGAAGUUCUGCUUCCCAGAUCGCGAUGCGUCCGAAACGGAGGUCAUCGAUGAACUAGACGACAACGCCUCCACAAGUUCGGCAUCCACAACGAAUUUACAAACAAAGUCUUCGUCGUCGUCUGCGUCCUCGAAGCGCUCGGGAAAGAGCAAGAAGAGCGUCAAGGAUUCCGAGUUCUAUGUGAAAAUAGAGAAGGACGACGUGGAGAAGAUGAAGGAGCGCGCCGAGAAGAACAAACUCUUCAUCUACAUCAAGAUACCUGAGGUGCCGGUCCGUGUCAGCUACAAGGGAAAUAAAGAGAAGAAUCUGGAGGACAUCACAGACUAUUCCCUGGUGAUACCCACUCUCGAGUACCAUAAUGUGACCUGGACCUGGCUGGACCUCUUGCUGGCGAUGAAGUCAGUCAGCAGACGUGUGAUCUUUUCGCAGGCCAUCAAACAGAAGCUGCACAUCCACCAACGUCAGCCGAUUCUAUCGGCCGGCGAGCGGGCCACCCCGCAGGAGGCCGAGGACAAGGCUAAAAUGCUAUUUGGCAAUCGCCUGCUGAACGAGAGCCGAAAUCAAAAGAAGAGCGGCGGCGUCUUUAAAUUUUCAUCAAGCGGAAAGUAAUGCCAAGGAAUUUGACACCCGGUGUAGUUCCUAUAUCGUUGGAAUAUAGUUGAAAUUUAUUGUAAUGUACGUUCAAAGGAUGUACUGAAAAAUCAAUCCAACCAUAGAACAAGAAUGUCGAGUGCGUCUUGGCCCAUUAACAGAUUAAAAUAUACAUUAUACAUUACAGUCACGCUCUCAGACAUACACAGACACUCAAGUAUUAUGCUAUGUAAAUCUAUGAAUA
This is a messenger RNA of Drosophila guanche, 7248 nucleotides long. It is a transcript of the gene hob, whose product is annotated as protein KIAA0100. The record is from RefSeq and is a predicted model, not a curated record. Lineage: Eukaryota; Metazoa; Arthropoda; Insecta; Diptera; Drosophilidae. The transcript is spliced from 10 exons. Bases 108 to 7022 code for a protein of 2304 amino acids.